Populus trichocarpa (black cottonwood) is the source of this 1105-nucleotide messenger RNA. RefSeq names its product probable CCR4-associated factor 1 homolog 7. Gene Ontology annotation, molecular function: poly(A)-specific ribonuclease activity; nucleic acid binding. The record is from RefSeq and is a predicted model, not a curated record. NCBI's taxonomy places the organism in Eukaryota, Viridiplantae, Streptophyta, Magnoliopsida, Malpighiales, Salicaceae. The transcript is spliced from 2 exons. The coding region runs from base 217 to 1044 and encodes 275 amino acids. Gene Ontology annotation, cellular component: P-body; CCR4-NOT complex; CCR4-NOT core complex.
GAGUAACUACUCUCGCAGUCUCAAGUCUCUUUCCAUGUCUCUCUGAUCCAUAUCGCAGCGCUUGGAGCAUGCUGCCACCCAGCAUGUAAGCAGCCAAGCAAAGGGAAGAGCCUUCAGCAUUAAAAAUUAAAAAAAAAAUAGAACCCUAUAACUCAUUGACAAAACCCUCUGUUUCCCCUCUCCAAGAACAUCGUCUUUCAUCUCUCAAGGGUUUGUAUGGCCUUGAACUCUAAAAUGUCGGUUGUGCAUAACAAAGAUUUGGUUGUUAUCAGGGACGUAUGGAAAUAUAAUCUUGAAAAAGAAUUCAAAUUGAUCCUCAAUAUUGUUGAUGAUUUCCCAUACAUUGCAAUGGACACUGAGUUUCCUGGCAUUGUUUUACGCCCGGUGGGGAGUGUCAAGACUGGCUCUGAUUACAACUAUCAAACCCUUAAGGCAAAUGUUGAUCUUUUGAAGUUAAUUCAACUGGGCCUUACAUUAUCUGAUGAAAAAGGGAACUUGCCAACCUGUGGAACUGAUAAGUAUUGUGUUUGGCAAUUCAAUUUUUGUGAUUUUAACCCCAAUGAAGAUGUCUAUGCUAAUGAUUCUAUCGAGCUUUUAUCCCAAAGUGGCAUUGAUUUUGUGAAGAAUGCAGAAGUUGGUGCUGAUGCUACGAGGUUUACUGAGUUGUUAAUGACGUCUGGGAUUGUUUUGAAUGAUGAUGUUCAUUGGGUUACAUUUCAUAGUGGGUAUGAUUUUGGGUACUUGCUUAAGAUGCUUACUGGCAAGAAACUGCCUGAUACACAAGUAGAUUUUUUUAAGCUGAUCAAGAUAUAUUUCCCUGUGCUUUAUGAUAUUAAGCAUUUGAUGAAGUUUUGUAAUGGUCUUCACGGUGGGUUGAACAAGCUGGCUGAGCAGUUGGGUGUGAAGAGGAUUGGUAUUUCUCACCAAGCAGGUUCUGAUAGUUUGCUUACUAGUAGCACUUUUAUGAAAUUGAAGGAGAUUUUCUUUAGUGGCUCCCCUGAGAGAUAUGCUGGUGUUUUGUAUGGUCUUGGUGUUGAGAAUUGACAGGCUUAAUACUUGUUACCAAAAGAAAAAUAUGAAAUAAAAUCAUUUUUGUUAAUCUGCA